AGGAGGAGAGGAAAGGACAAAUAGAUGGAAUUGUUGACGGCACGCUUGCACAUUGCACCGUGCUCCCACAACCAUGACAGUGCAGAUUGAGAUGACCAAAGCUGAAGACAGAAGCACUGAAGUGUGUAACUGGGUUCUAGGAAACAGCUGUGAGCUUUGUCUCUCCUCAGAUUCCUCACUGUCCUGUGCUUUAGUAGCUGUGGUUUCCUAGUGCUGGCUCCUUGAUCUCGGAGGAGGCAGAAAAUGAGCUACAACCUCUUUCUGCUGCCUUUUGUCCUGGGCAUUGGUGGAGGUUUCCAGUAUGGGUUGCAGGUCUCCAUUAUCAAUUCUCCUGCUGAGUACAUCAAGAGUUUCAUCCGUGAGACCUGGCUGAAGAGAUACGGCUCCUCUCCCAGUGAAGACAUGAUCACUCUGAUGUGGUCCUUCAUUGUGUCCAUUUACAGCAUUGGGGGGCUCCUGGGCUCCUCCUCUACUGGAUACUUGGCUGUUAGAUUUGGAAGGAAAAAGUCCAUGCUCCUUGCCAACAUCCCUGCUCUGCUGAGUGCAGCUCUGAUGGCACUCAGCCGGCUGUGCGGGUCUUUUGAGAUGAUCAUCGCUGGAAGGUUUUCUGCUGGACUGUGUGCAGGUUUAUCUCUGAAUAUCCAUCUCAUGUAUUCUGGGGAAUGUGCCCCACGGAAGCUCCGUGGGCUGAUUGCCAUAACAGCUUCUACUGCCGUUGCCUUUGGAAAAUUCGUAGGAUUUGCUCUGGGUCUCAGAGAAGUUCUUGGAGCAGAGGCUCUCUGGCCUGUUCUCUUGGCAGCCAAUGCAGUUCCUGCCCUCAUUCAGCUUCUCACCCUCCCCUUCUUCCCAGACUCUCCCCGCUACCUCCUCAUUGACAAAAAGGACAAGGAGGCAUGCAUUAAAGCUGUGGAGCAGCUCUGGGGGGAUGGAGACCACAUGGCCGAAAUAAAUGACAUGAUAUCAGAGGAAGAAGCCAUCCGUGGGGAGAAGGCCAAGGGUCUUUGUGACCUGCUCCGUGACAAAGCUGUGCGUUGGCAGCUCAUCACUCUGUUCCUCGUGGCCUCGUGCUCACAUUUCAACGGGGGCAUCGUGGUUUACUUUUAUGCAUACAAUAUCUUCAUAAAAGCUGGAAUCCCCCCUGAUCAAAUCCACUAUGUCUCGCUGGGGCUUGGGACCACUGAGAUCCUCUCCACAGCUGUGUGUGGUUUCCUCAUUGAACGUGCAGGGAGGAAGACGCUGCUGUGGAAAAACUACACAGUGAUGACCCUCGCUUUAGGGCUCCUCACAGUCACACUCUUCCUACAGGAUUCCUUUUUCUGGGUACCAUACUGCUCUGUUGCACUUGUCUUUAUUUUCAUCCUGAGCUUUGGUGUUGGGCCAGGUGGUGUGUUAUGCUCCUUGAUCACAGAAAUUUUUAUUCAGUCAUACAGAGCAGCUGCUGUUGUUUUUAAUGGUCUUGUAAGCUGGAUCCAACUCUUCAUCCUUGGACUUGUCUUCCCUUUCAUUGUGGAAGGCCUUGGUAAUUUCUGCUUCCUCAUUUUCCUGACGUACUGUCUGACCGUGGCUGUCUUUGUCUUCCUGGUGAUGCCAGAACCCAAAGGAAAGACCAUGCUGCAGAUCCUGGAGGAGUUCAACCGCCUGAACUACCGCGGAAAGAAGAGACAGACAGUCCUACAGCAGAGUAACUGCUCGGUGAUGACUGUCACUAGACUUUAACAACAAACCCUCCGCUUCAUAUUUUGCUCCUUUAUUACUGUAGUGCCCAGAAGCCUCAUUAAGCAAUAGAGAAUCCGUUGCUCCACAAAGAGCACAAGUGUGUAUUUUAAAAAUAAUCACCUGCAGUGCAGGGUGCAGGAUGAACUUGGUCGUUCUCUCCAACUCCUGAAACAUGAGCUGAAUUAAUUCCUCUGCAGAAAAAAAAAUGAACACAGCAGAUAAAGAAAUUUUGUCAGUCCCUCCAAGUUAGCAGCUGGUAAACUGAAAACAUAGGAUCUGCUAUUUUUCUUGCCAAAACCAGGACUCCACAGUUGGAGAACAUGAGUCUGGAAGGUCCAGAGAUACAGCAGGUUUGCAAAGGUGAGAGCAACAGAAGACAGAGCUUUGGUGUUGAAAUUAUCUGCUGUUAACAAGUCAGUGGUGAUGAGCUUUCCCAGACAAGAAGCUUCAGUCCAGAGGAAAAGAAGUGUUUAGCUCUUUAAUGCAGUGGAAGAAGAGCACCUUGCCUAUCAGUAGACAGAAUCAAAAUGCACCAUUUCUGCCUCUUCAAUUGGAAAAAAAUCCCCAGGGAUAUGUGAGCACUGAAAGAAAGCACAAGCAAAGAAAGCAGAGCUGCAGGGAAUCAUGAGUGGGCAAAGCCAUGGUGGGCAGGUUCUCCUUCUUGAUCAUGCAGUGUGUCUUCAGCCUGGAGAACACUGGAUUUCAAUGGAAUUGACUCCUGAGAGUAACUGGUACCAGUGAGACAAAAGAGAGUGGUGCCGCUCCUGGAGAACCCAAUCUAUGUGUCUGAGUGUUUGCUUCUCUCUCCAGGUGUCUGAAUACUCCACAUUUUCAUUAUGAAACAUAGUAAAAAGGGCUUCACUUUUUGUAGUCAUUGCUAUAUGACAUGACACAUUUUUGGUUUUCUUCAUGCUUUGCAGUUUACUGAUAAAGAAAUAAAAAGCACUGACUAGGAAAACACACCCUACUGAUCAUGCCUGGAUUUGGUUUUCAUUAAAUAAAGAGUCAGGGACAGAGGAGAGCCCAUCUUUUGGGACUGUGUUAUUGGGGUCAAGGAACACUGUGUCUGUCUUUUCUGGAAAUGAGAUCUUCACUACUGACUGAUGCAGGUGCCACACAAUAAAAUUUGCAAAAGGACUUGAA
Chiroxiphia lanceolata (lance-tailed manakin) is the source of this 2859-nucleotide messenger RNA. Its product is annotated as solute carrier family 2, facilitated glucose transporter member 11-like. Bases 244 to 1716 code for a protein of 490 amino acids. The record is from RefSeq and is a predicted model, not a curated record. Lineage: Eukaryota; Metazoa; Chordata; Aves; Passeriformes; Pipridae. Gene Ontology annotation, biological process: monosaccharide transmembrane transport. The transcript has 12 exons. Gene Ontology annotation, molecular function: hexose transmembrane transporter activity. Gene Ontology annotation, cellular component: membrane.